Sebastes umbrosus (honeycomb rockfish) is the source of this 14546-nucleotide messenger RNA. RefSeq names its product dynein, axonemal, heavy chain 5 like (gene dnah5l). The record is from RefSeq and is a predicted model, not a curated record. Gene Ontology annotation, biological process: microtubule-based movement. The coding region runs from base 105 to 14165 and encodes 4686 amino acids. Gene Ontology annotation, cellular component: dynein complex. Gene Ontology annotation, molecular function: dynein light intermediate chain binding; dynein intermediate chain binding; ATP binding. The transcript has 98 exons. Lineage: Eukaryota; Metazoa; Chordata; Actinopteri; Perciformes; Sebastidae.
UCUCGGAGCCUCUCUCUCUCUCUGACUCAGAGUUCAUGAUCUUGGAGCAGAGGUGAGUCGUCCUCAGACUGUUCAGACCGUUCAGCAGGACAGACGGCACACAGAUGGCAGAUCCAGACUCUCCAGCUGAGGAGACGCUCCUAGUUCCCCCAGUCAGCAGCUCUGAACCUGGGCUAGGCGGCUCAGAGCUCCAGGCCGGAGGGCAGGGAGUCCAGGACGGCCCUGGAGGAGAGGAAGAGGAGGAGGAAGGAGGAGCAGACGGACCCUUUACUAAACCCAGACCUCCUCUGCUUCACCUCCACAGAGAUGCGACUGGCAGAGGACAUCGACGAAUAGGAGGCCAGAACCAGAGAGCCAUUAAUCACAUGGCUUCUCCGGCGGCGGCUCCGUCCCCGACCACCGGCACAUCUGUGUCUGGUAAAAGGGCGGUGCUGUUGUCCAAUGAGGCGAGGAGAGAGAUGGCGAAGCAGGCCAGAGCCUUGAAGGAGGAGAGACGAGCGACGCUGGACGCCCGACACAAAUACUUGAUCAGCAGGUUGGUGGACGCCGGGACGGCGGGGGAGCCGGAGGUGGAGGACGCCCUCGUCUCUGACGACAAGUUCAGUCUGCUCCAUGAUUUCUUUGCUGCGAACGGAUCCAAGAAGCUGAUUUUCUUCUAUCAGAAUGUGACGCAGAAUCUGUCCCCCAGUCGUUCGUCCUCUGUGGACGCAGCCACCUCGGCUGUGGCUCAGAGGAAACUCUUCCUCACCACAGGGAGCUCUGAGCCUUUACUGGGGAAGUGUCUGUUCUUCCUGAGGACCACUGACAAGGCCAUAACCACCGCUAACGUACAGCAGGAGGUGAACUUCGGCAUGUUGGACUGCAGUGACGGCAGCAUCCUGAACGGUCUGGAGACUCUGCUGGCUCACAUCAUGUUGCCGGCCCUCCGGUCACAGCAGACGUGGGGCUCUGUGCAGGAGGGCGCGUCCUGUCCAGACGUCCAGUCCUUUCUGUCCUCCGUGGACCAGUUCGUCAGUAAUCUGAGCUCGGCCAGAGUCAACAUGGAGAGAAAGUUCCAGCUGCAGCAGGUCGACCUUCCUGAUGCCGUCAGCGAGCUGAGCAGCCCUGCAGACUACAGGGCGGCAGCCAAUAACAGCGAGCUGGUGGAGCGUCUGGAGGGCGUGGUCUCCGUGUGGACCAAUCAGAUCAAGCAGGUGCUGACGGAGAGCGAGCAGAUGAGGAAGGAGGCGGAUGACGUCGGGCCGUCAGCUGAGCUGGAGCACUGGAAGAGACGCAUGGUCACCUUCAACAGUCUGAUGGAGGAGGUGAAGCGUCCUCAGGUGAAAAGGACUCUGGGAGUUCUGCAGGUCACCAAGUCCAGAACUCUGCGAACCUGGAGAGAGCUGGACGGGGACAUCACCGUCGUGGCUAACGAGGCCAAGGACAACGUGAAGUUUCUCUACACUCUGGACAAGUUCUUCGGGCCGCUGGGGAAAUGCACUCCGACCAGUAUGCUGGAGCACAUUCCCAGUCUGAUGACCAGUAUCAGGAUGAUCCACACCGUCUCUCAGUACUACAACACCUCAGAGAGAAUGACCUCUCUGCUGCUCAAGGUCACUAACCAGAUGAUCACCACCUGCAGGAGCUACCUGACGCAGGGCGUGGCCCGCAUUUGGGACCACAGCAGGCCGGAGCUGCUGCAGCGUGUCUCCGACUGUUGUAACCUGAAUGUGGAGUACCAGAGGAGCUUCCAGACCGUCAGAGACAAACUGAGAGCGAACCCUGAAAAAAGACAGUUUGAUUUCAGUGAGAACUACAUCUUUGGGAAGUUUGAUGCUUUCUGCAGGCGUCUGGAGAAGAUUGCUGACAUGGCGUCGUCACUGGAGAGCCUGGCUGCUCUGCAACACAUGAAGGUGGAGGGCACUGAGAAGAUUUACGUUCGCUACCAGACCAUCGUCUUCACCACCAAGUCCAAGACCUAUGACAUCCUGGACCACCGCAAGCUGGAGUUUGACAGCGACUAUGCAGACUUCCAGAUCCAGGUUCAGGGUUUGUUCCAGUCUCUUCAGUCUCUGCUGGACUUUUGGUUCCAUCAGUCUCUCACUACGGAGCGGAUGCUGGAGCUGCUGGAGGUGUUUGAGUCGGGUCCGACGGCUCGGCUGGACCUGAAGCAGCACUACCUGCUGCUGCUGCAGCACUACAGCCGGGAGCUGGAGCUGCUGAGGAAGACCUACCAGAGACAGCGAGACAGACCGCCCACCGGACGCAACCUGCCCCCGGUGGCGGGGAGGAUCCUGUGGUGUCGCCAGCUCUUCAGGAAGAUCGAAGCUCCCAUGUUGAUCUUGAAGAAGAAGCUCGACGCCCUCAAGGGACCCGAGAUGACCAGAGUGAUCCGGAGCUACAACAAGAUGGCCGUGGUGCUGCUGCAGUACGAGGUGCUGCACCUGCGAGGGUGGAGUCAGGCCGCAGAGAGCGCGCCGCGCUGCCUGAGCGCCGCCCUGCUGGUCCGACACGAGAACAGCAAGGAGGUUUCUGUGAACCUGGACCCGGUGGUGCUGGAGGUGCUACAGGAAGCCCGGUGGAUGACCAAACUGGGGGUGACCGUGCCGAAGGUCGUCCUAAAAAUGACCUCCAGAGAAGAGCAGGUCAAAGCUCUGUACAAGCGGCUGCUGGAUCUGCUCCAGGACUACAGCUCGGUGGUCUCCAGGAUCUUGCCUUCCCUCUCCCCUCUGAUGCAGCCCUUCAUCGGCCGGGUGGAGGCGUCCCUCUCCCCUGGACUCACCACGCUGUCCUGGACCGCCCUCAACACGGACGCAUUCAUAGAGAGUGUGUACCAGGCCCUGAGUGAUCUGGAUCAGGUCUCCAGAGUGUCCACAGACCUGCUGGAGUGUCGUAUCGGUCGGCUGCUCCAGACCAUGUCGUCCUGCUGUCUGCUGGUCCUGCCUGAAGACUCACCUGUCUCACCUCAAGACCUCCUGCUGCAGACGGACGGCUCGGUCCAGGCUGCUGCCGUCAGCCUCAACUGGCAGAGUCAGCAGGUGGAGAAAUAUGUGUUUGAGCUGAUUGAGGAGCUGAAGAGGAAGAUGAAGACGACUGAGAGCGUUAAUCUAGAGGGAUCCUUCCAGUGUGUCCAUCCAGACUCCAAACAGAAGACUCGCUGUCAGUCGUGUCUUCCUUGUCGUUUCUACAACCUGAUUGGUCAGCUCUGUCAUCGGAACACUGAAGCGCUGGUCAAAGCCACCAGAUCGUCUCUGGACGCCCUGAGGAGGAGACUCCAUGUCCUCAAAUACCAGCCGUCCUCCUCCUCCUCCUCCUCCUCCUCCUCCUGCAGCAGCCAAUCAGCUCCUCCUCCUCUCUUCAGAGCCUCCAUCCAGCUCGCCAUCCCCAACAUCGUCCUCCGACCCAGCCUGGACGACAUCCAGAGCACGGUGAGCAGGCUGCUGGGCGUCGUGUUGUCGGUGACUAAACACAUCCCUCUGUGGACUCACGCUCACCUGCAGUACCGGCAGCAGCAGGUGGAGCAGGCGGCGGGACGGGACGCGGGAGACGACGUCCCGGUGAAGCCGCCGGUGCUGAGGCCUCUGGACAGACAGCUGGCCGAACACCGAGACGUCACCAAGUUGGUGAUCCAGCUCAGCUCCAUGGUGUCGUCUCUGAGAGAUCAGGCUGCCGACACUCUCAACGAACUCACUCACUUCUCUACUCUGUGGAACCAGGACCCAGAGGAGCAGGUGCAGGCCUUCCUGCGGUCCGACCCGUCGCUGACGGAGUUCAGUUCUCAGAUCUCCUUCUACUCUAAGUUGGAGGUGCAGAUUUCGGAGCUGCCGGCGUGUUACACGGUGGGUUCGGUCCUGUUCGACACCGACCAGCUGAAGCUGGCGCUCACUCAGGAGUGUCGUAUCUGGAAACGAGCCUUCGGCGCCGCGCUCAACCGCCGGGCGUCCGCCGACAUGGACGACAUCUUCUCGUUCGUGGACGGGCUGACGAAGCGCCUGCAGCGUCCAAUCACGGACCUGGAGGACGUCCGAGGAGCCAUGGCGGCGCUCAGAGAGGUCCGGGAGGCGGAGAUCCGUAUCGACGCCACCAUCGGCCCGGUGGAGGAAUCCUUCGCUCUGCUCAACAAACACGAGCUGCUCUUCAACGACGGGAACGCCGAGCGCGUGGACGGCCUAACGUACGCCUGGAAGAACCUCGGCGCCCUGGUGGAGCAGAACCAGAACUCUCUGGUGAGGAUCCAACCCAGCAUGAAGGCAGACCUGCUGUCUGCAGUGCUGAGCUUCCAGAGCGUCGUUCACACCUUCUGCACCGAGUACAACCACAGAGGUCCGGGGACGGAGGGCGUGGCUCCGGCUGAAGCCAGUGAGCGGCUGCAGAGCUUUCAGGCUGAGUUUGAUCAGCUGUGGAGGAAAUACACCACCUACUCUGGAGGAGAGGAGCUGUUUGGACUGACUGUUAACGAGUAUCCGGAGCUCCAGAGGAUCAAGAGGGAGCUCUCUCUGAUGGCCAAACUCUACUCUCUGUAUAACUCGGUCAUCGACAGCGUGGCCGGUUACUACGACGUCCUGUGGGCCGACCUCAACGUCGAGAAGAUCAACGGCGAGCUGCAGGACUUCCAGAACCGGAUCCGGAAGCUUCCGAAGGCGUUGAAGGAGUGGCAGGCCUUCAGAGAUCUGAAGAAAACCAUCGAUGACUUCACGGAGACCUGUCCUCUGCUCUCCAUGAUGGCCAACAAGGCCAUGCUGCCCCGUCACUGGACCCGUCUCAGUGAGCUGACUGCUCACAGCUUCCAGGUGGAGUCGGAGAGUUUCUCCCUCAGAAACAUCAUGGAGGCUCCGCUGCUCACGUACAAAGAAGACAUCGAGGACGUUUGUAUCAGCGCUGUGAAGGAGCGCGACAUCGAGGCCAAGCUGAAGGACGUGGUGGCCGAGUGGAGCGGCCAGACGCUCGGCUUCGCCACCUUCAGGACCAGAGGAGAACUGCUGCUGAGAGGAGCCGACGCCGCUGACAAGAUCGCCAUGAUGGAGGACAGUCUGAUGGUGCUGACCUCACUGCUGAGCAACAGGUACAACGCUCCAUUCAAGCCGUCCAUCCAGCUGUGGGUCCAGAAACUGUCCAACACCUCGGAGAUCACGGAGAAGUGGCUGUCGGUUCAGAACCUCUGGAUCUACCUGGAGGCCGUGUUUGUGGGCGGAGACAUCGCCAAGCAGCUGCCUCAGGAGGCCAAGCGGUUCCAGAACAUUGACAAGUCGUGGCAGCGGAUCAUGCAGCGAGCACACGAGCUUCCCAACGUGGUGCAGUGCUGCGUGGGAGACGAGACGCUCAGCCAGUUGCUCCCUCACCUGCUGGAGCAGUUGGAGCUCUGUCAGAAGUCUCUGUCCGGUUACCUGGAGAAGAAGCGCUUGGUGUUUUCUCGUUUCUUCUUUGUGUCUGACCCCGCCCUGCUGGAGAUUCUGGGCCAAGCCUCUGACUCACACACUAUACAGGCUCACCUGCUCAGUCUCUUUGACAACGUUAACAGAGUUGUUUUCAGUGAGCAGAUCUACGACCAGAUGGUCAGUUUUCAGUCUCAGGAAGGAGAAACUGUGGAGCUGAGUCAACCUGUGCUGGCUCAGGGCAACGUGGAGGUGUGGUUAGGACAGCUGCUGGCGGGGGUGAGGCAGACCCUCCAUACGAUCAUCCGUCAGGCCUACCUGGCCAUCGGCGAUCCGGGUCUGAAGCUGCUGGAGUUCCAGUCGGCGUUCCCAGCUCAGGUCGGCCUGCUGGGAAUCCAGAUGAUCUGGACCAGAGACGCCGAAGACGCGCUCGUCCUCAGCAAGUCGGACAAGAAGAUCAUGCAGACGACCAAUCUGAAGUUCCUGGACCUCCUCAACGAGCUGAUCGACAUGACGACCAGGGAGCUGAGCAGAAACGAGAGGACCAAGUAUGAGACGCUCAUCACCAUCCACGUCCACCAGAGAGACAUCUUCGACGAGCUGGUGCGUCUGAACGUCAGGUCCUCAUCAGACUUUGAGUGGCAGAAACAGUCACGGUUCUACUUCCUGGAGGAGACGGACAGAUGUGUCAUCCAAAUUACAGAUGUGGAGUUCAGCUACUGCAACGAAUACCUGGGCUGCACAGACCGACUGGUCAUCACCCCGCUGACAGACAGGUGUUACAUCACUCUGUCCCAGGCUCUGGGGAUGAGCAUGGGCGGAGCUCCAGCCGGUCCGGCAGGAACAGGUAAGACAGAGACCACUAAAGACAUGGGUCGCUGUCUGGGGAAGUACGUGGUGGUCUUCAACUGUUCGGACCAGAUGGACUACAGAGGACUUGGACGCAUCUACAAAGGUCUGGCCCAGUCCGGAGCCUGGGGCUGCUUCGAUGAGUUCAACCGCAUCGAGCUGCCGGUGCUGUCCGUCGCCGCCCAGCAGAUCUACGUCGUCCUGCAGUGUAAGAAGAACAAGAAGAGACAGUUUGUCUUCACCGACGGAGACAUGGUUGACAUGGACCCUGAGUUCGGCAUCUUCCUCACCAUGAACCCCGGUUACGCCGGUCGUCAGGAGCUGCCCGAGAACCUGAAGAUUCAGUUCCGCACGGUGGCCAUGAUGGUCCCGGACCGAGCCAUCAUCAUGAGGGUCAAGCUGGCCAGUGCGGGUUUCCGUGACAACCAGGUCCUCAGCAGGAAGUUCUACACCCUCUACAAGCUGUGUGAGGAGCAGCUCUCCAAGCAGGUCCAUUAUGAUUUUGGUCUGAGGAACAUUUUGUCGGUUCUGAGGACGCUGGGCGCUGUGAAGAGAUCCAACCCGUCAGAACCAGAGAAGACUGUGGUGAUGAGAGUCCUGAGAGACAUGAACCUCUCCAAACUGGUGGACGAGGACGAGCCUCUGUUCAUGAGUCUGAUCAACGACCUGUUUCCUGGUAUCGUUCUGGACAAAGCCGGGUAUCCAGACUUGGAGUCGUCCAUCUUCAGUCAGGCUCAGCAGGCCGGUCUGAUCCCCCACCCCCCCUGGAUCCUCAAACUGGUCCAGCUCUACGAGACGCAGAGAGUCCGACACGGUAUGAUGGCGUUGGGUCCCAGCGGCGCCGGGAAGACGGCCUGCAUCCACACGCUGAUGAAGGCCAUGUCCGAGUGCGGCUCCCCCCACCGCGAGAUGAGGAUGAACCCCAAAGCGAUCACGGCCUCGCAGAUGUUCGGCACGCUGGACGUCACCACCAACGACUGGACCGACGGCGUCUUCUCCACGCUGUGGAGGAAGACCCUGAAGGCCAAGAAGGGGGAAUACAUCUGGAUCGUGCUGGACGGACCGGUGGACGCCAUCUGGAUCGAGAACCUGAACUCCGUCCUGGACGACAAUAAAACUCUGACGCUGGCGAACGGAGACCGAAUCCCCAUGGCUCCCUGCUGCAAGAUUGUCUUUGAGCCCCACAACAUCGACAACGCCUCCCCGGCCACGGUGUCCAGGAACGGGAUGGUGUUCAUGAGCUCCUCGGUGCUCGGCUGGAGCCCCAUCCUGCAGGCCUGGUUACGGACGCUCCCGGAGCAGCAGGCCGACGCCCUGAAACUCUGCUUCAACGGCUGCUACCAGGACUUGUUGGACUUUGUCUCCACUGCUGUGUCUCCUAAGAUGCAGGUGUUGGAGUGUAUGUACAUCAGACAGACUAUCGACCUGCUGCAGGGUUUGCUACCAGCAGCGGAUGAGAAACAGGGUUGCCAUGGUGACGUGGGUCGACUGUUUGUGUUCGCGGUGAUGUGGUCUCUGGGAGCGGUGCUGGAGCUGGACGACAGAGCCAAGAUGGAGGCCUUCCUAAAGCGCCACAGCUCGUCUCUGGACCUGCCGCACGCUCAGGACGACCAGACCGUCUUUGAGUUCACCGUCAACGAGCAGGGACAGUGGGAGCACUGGUCCAACAAGGUCCCAGAUUAUGUCUACCCCAAAGACCAGGUCCCAGACUACUCGUCCAUCCUGGUUCCCAACGUGGACAACGUGAGGACGGACUUCCUGAUGCAGACCAUCGUGAAGCAGAGGAAGGCUGUGCUGCUGAUCGGAGAGCAGGGAACCGCCAAAACCGUCAUGGUUAAAGGCUACACUAGCAAGCUGGACCCGGAGCUCCACCUCAGUAAGACGGUGAACUUCUCGUCGGCCACGCUGCCCAGCAUGUUCCAGAGAACCGUCGAGAGCUACAUUGACAAACGGAUGGGCGCCACCUACGGGCCGCCGGCGGGGCGCCGGAUGACCGUCUUCAUAGACGACAUCAACAUGCCCGUUAUCAACGAAUGGGGAGACCAGAUAACCAAUGAGAUUGUGCGUCAGCUGAUGGAGCAGGGAGGUUUCUACAGUUUGGAUCGUCCCGGAGAGUUCAUCACUGUGGUGGACGUUCAGCUGGUUGCCGCCAUGAUCCACCCGGGCGGCGGUCGGAACGACAUCCCUCAGCGCCUGAAGAGGCAGUUCUCCAUCUUUAACUGCACGCUGCCCUCCAACUCCUCCAUCGAUAAGAUCUUCGGCACCGUGGCGCAGGGAUACUUCUGCCCGGAGAGAGGCUUCCCCGACGCCGUCUGCCACCUCGCCGCCGCCCUCGUUCCCACCGCCAGACGGGUGUGGCAGGCCGUGAAGGCGAAGAUGUUACCGUCUCCUGCCAAGUUUCACUACAUCUUCAACCUGAGGGACCUCAGCAGAAUCUGGCAGGGGAUCCUGAUGGUGAAGUCUGAGGUCUGUCAGAGCUCCGAGCUCCUCUCUGCUCUCUUCCAUCAUGAGUGUUGCCGAGUGAUCGCCGACCGAUUCGUCGACGGCAGCGACAGACGAACCUUCGACGGCAUCACGGAGGAGAUCACAGUGGAGGAUCAUGGGAGAGCUCUGACUGAGCAUGCUCAGUGGGACAGCUUCUUCGUGGACUUCCUGCGUGAAGCUCCGGAGGCGACGGGAGAAGAACCCGACGACGCCGAGCUCGAAGCUCCAAAGGUGUAUGAGCCAAUCCCGUCGCUGGACGCCCUGGCGGAGCGUCUGUCGGUUUUCCAGCUGCAGUACAACGAGGCGGCGAGGGGCGGGACCAUGGACCUGGUCUUCUUCAAGGACGCGAUGACCCACCUGAUGCGAAUCUCGCGGAUCCUGCGGACGCCGCAGGGGAACGCCCUGCUGGUCGGGGUCGGGGGGUCGGGGAAGCAGAGUCUGACGAGGCUGGCGUCUUUCAUCGCCGGAUACCAAACCUUCCAGAUCACACUGACCAGGUCGUACAGCAGCAGUAACCUGCUGGAGGAUCUGAAGACUCUGUAUCGUAUGGCGGGUCAGCAGGGGAAAGGAGUCACCUUCCUCUUCACUGACAACGACAUUAAAGACGAAGCCUUCCUGGAGUACAUGAACAACGUCCUGGCGAGCGGUGAAGUCUCCAACCUGUUUGCUCGUGACGAGCUGGAUGACAUCACUCAGGAUCUGAUUCCCGUCAUGAAGCGGCAGCACCCUCGCCGACCUCCGACCUCAGAGAACCUCUACGACUUCUUCCUGUCCCGAGUGCGGAGCAACCUCCACGUCGUCCUCUGCUUCUCGCCCGUCGGGGAAAAGUUUCGGACUCGUGCCUUGAAGUUCCCGGGCCUGAUCUCGGGCUGCACGGUGGACUGGUUUCAGCGCUGGCCUCGGGACGCUCUGGUGGCCGUGUCGCAUCACUUCCUGUCUCAGCACCAGGACCUCCGCUGCUCGGAGGAUGUGAAGCAGAGCGUGGUGGUUACCAUGGGAACCUUCCAGGACCUGGUGGCAGAGAAGUGCGCCGAGUAUUUUGAGCGCUUCCGCCGCCAAACCUUUGUGACGCCCAAAUCCUACUUGUCCUUCAUCGACAGCUACAAGAUCAUCUACGGCGAGCAGAUCGCUCACGUCGGCACGCUGGCGGAGCGCAUGAAGACAGGUCUGUGUAAACUGAUGGAGGCGGAGCAGUCGGUGUCUCAGCUCUCCGAGGAGCUGGUGCUGAAGGAGCAGGAGCUCGCCGUCGCCUCCCAGCGGGCAGAGGAAGUCCUGCAGGAAGUCACGGCGAAAGCUCAGGCCGCUGAAAAGGUGAAGCAGCAGGUGCAGAAGGUGAAGGAUAAAGCUCAGCUCAUCGUCGACGAGAUCGAAGUCGAUAAAACAGCAGCGGAGUCCAAACUGAAGGCUGCUAAGCCGGCGCUGGAGGCUGCUGAGGCUGCACUGCAGACCAUCAAACCGGCCGACAUCGCCACGGUGAGGAAGCUGCAGAAGCCUCCUCAUCUCAUCAUGAGGAUCAUGGACGUCGUCCUGCUGCUGUUCCAGAGGAAGAUCGACACGGUGACCGCCGACCCCGAGCGACCUUGUCCGCGACCUUCGUGGGCCGAGGCCAUGAAGCUGAUGCAGAACUCUUCCUUCCUCAGCAUGCUGCUCCACUUCAGCAAGGACUCCAUCACAGAGGAGGUGGUGGAGCUGCUCGCUCCCUACCUGGACAUGGACGACUACAACCUGGAGUCAGCCAAGAGGAUCUGCGGCAACGUGGCGGGACUCUGCUCCUGGACUCAGGCCAUGGCCGACUUCUUCUCCAUCAACAAGGAGGUGCUUCCUCUGAAGGCUAACCUGGCCCUGCAGGAGGCUCGUCUGGUGGUCGCUCAGACCGAACUCGCUAAUGCUCAAGAACAGUUGGACGCCAAACAGCAGGAGCUGGACGCCGUGCAGGCGCUUUACGACGCCGCCAUGAAGGAGAAGCAGGACCUGGAGGACGACGCCCAGGCCUGCCGCCGCAAGAUGUCCAACGCCACGGCUCUGAUCGACGGGCUGGGAGGAGAGAAGGUCCGGUGGACGGACAGCAGCGCCGGGUUCCAGACUCAGAUCCAGCACCUGGUGGGGGACGUCCUCCUGUCCGCGGGCUUCCUGUCCUACGCCGGUCCCUUCAACCAGGAGUACCGCAGCCUGCUGCUGGAGCUGUGGAAGAAAGAGAUGGAGGACAAGCUCAUCCCCUUCAGUCCUGACUUGAACGUGAUUGGUCUGCUGGUGGACAACACCACGGUGAGCGAGUGGACGCUGCAGGGUUUACCCAGCGACGACCUGUCUGUCCAGAACGGCAUCGUGGUGACGAAGGCGUCCCGCUACCCGCUGCUGAUAGACCCCCAGGGCCAGGGCAAGACCUGGAUCCAGAACAGAGAGCGAGACCAGCAGCUGCAGGUGACGUCUCUGAACCAUAAAUAUUUCCGUUCUCACCUGGAGGACUGUCUGUCUCUGGGGCGCCCCAUGCUGCUGGAGGACGUAGGGGAGGACCUGGACCCCGUCCUGGACAACAUACUGGACAAAAACUACAUCAAGUCUGGAUCAACUUAUAAAGUGAAGGUAGGAGAUAAGGAGGUGGAUGUGAUGAAGGGCUUCACGCUCUACAUCACCACCAAGCUGGCCAACCCGGCCUACAGCCCCGAGGUCAGCGCCAGGACGGCCGUGGUCGACUUCACCGUAACCCAACGAGGCCUGGAGGACCAGCUGCUGGGACGGGUCAUACUGCUGGAGAAACAGGAGCUGGAGGCGGAGCGAGUAAAGCUCUUAGAGGAGGUGACGUCCAACAAGAGGAAGAUGCAGGAGCUGGAGGACAGUCUGCUGUUCCGGCUGACCAGCACCCAGGGGUCCUUAGUGGAGGACCAGUCUCUGAUCGAGGUUCUGAGGGUCACCAAGACCACCGCUCAGGAGGUGAGCGAGAAGCUGUCGGUCGCGGCGGAGACGGAGGUGAAGAUCAACCAGGCCAGGGAGGAGUACCGGCCGGUGGCCACCAGGGGGAGCAUCCUCUACUUCCUCAUCGUGGAGAUGUCGCUGGUCAACAUCAUGUACCAGACGUCUCUGCGCCAGUUCCUGGGCCUCUUCGACUCGUCCAUGCAGAACUCCGCCAAGUCGCAGCUCACCUCCAAACGCAUCAGCAACAUCAUCAACUUCCUCACCUACCAGGUGUUCUGCUACACAGCCAGGAGUCUGUAUGAGGAACACAAGCUGCUGUUCACGCUGCUGUUGGCUCUGAAGAUCGACCUGCAGGCCAGAAACAUCUCGCACCCCGAGGUGCUCACCUUCGUCAAAGGUGGAGCCUCUCUGGAUCUGAACUCUGUAGAAUCCAAACCACGGCGCUGGAUCCUGGAUCAGACCUGGCUCAACCUGGUGCAGCUGUGCGGCCUGCCGCCGUUCAGCCAGAUCCUGACCCAGGUGAGUCAGAACGAGCGUGCCUGGAGGACGUGGUUCGACCAUCCGACGCCAGAGGAUGCCACGCUGCCUGAUGGGUACGAGGAAAAGCUCGACACCUUCCGGAAGCUUCUGCUCAUCCGGAGCUGGUGCCCCGACCGAACCACCGCUCAGGCGCGGCGCUACAUCUCGGACUCUCUGGGUCAGCAGUAUGCUGAAGGUUUGGUUCUGGACCUGGACGCCAUGUUGGCCGAGAGUGACAACAGGACGCCGAUGGUCUGUCUGCUGUCGAUGGGCUCUGAUCCGACUGAAAACAUCGAGAGACUGGCCAAGAGCAAGGGGGCGCCGUGCCGUCCCAUCUCCAUGGGGCAGGGCCAGGAGGUUCACGCUCGCAGGCUUUUGGCCAACAGCAUGACGGACGGCGGCUGGCUCCUCCUCCAGAACUGCCACCUGGGACUGGACUUCCUGGAUGAGCUGCUGGAGACGGUCACCGCGGCGACGCCAGAGAGCGUGCACAAAGGUUUCCGGGUGUGGCUGACGACCGACGUGCAUCCCAGGUUCCCCAUCACCUUCCUUCAGUCCGCCAUCAAGUUCACCAACGAACCUCCGCUUGGGAUGAAAGCUGGUCUGAAGAGGACUUUCAGUGGUGUCACUCAGGACCAGCUGGAGAUCAGCAACCUGCCUCAAUGGAAACCUCUGCUGUACGCCGUGGCCUUCCUGCACACCACCGUACAGGAGCGUCGUAAGUUCGGUCCUCUCGGCUGGAACAUCCCCUACGAGUUCAACCAGGCAGAUUUUACUUCCAGCAUGCAGUUUGUGCAGAACCACCUGGACGACCUGGACUCAAAGAGAGGGGUCAACUGGAGCUGCCUGCGCUACAUGCUGGGUGAGGUCCAGUAUGGCGGCCGCGUGACGGACGACCUGGACAAAUGUCUCCUCAACACCUUCACUCGCGUCUGGUUCAGCGAGAACACCUUCAGCGACAAGUUCUGCUUCUAUAAGGGCUACAGCGUCCCCAGCAGGGCGAGGACGGUCCAGGACGUCCUGCAGCACGUCGAGGCCCUGCCGCUGGUGGACUCACCUGAGGUAUUUGGGCUCCACCCCAACGCUGACAUCACCUACCAGACCAACCUGGCCAACGAGACGCUCAGCACCAUCAUCAACAUCCAACCGAAGGACAGCGGGGGCGGGGCCGGGGAGACCAGGGAGGCCAGCGUCCAGAGACUCGCCAGAGAGAUGCUGGAGAAGCUCCCGCCUGACUAUGUGGCGCACGAGGUCAAAGGUCAACUGCAGAAGAUGGGUCCGCUUCAGCCAAUGAACAUCUUCCUGCGACAGGAAGUGGACCGCAUGCAGCGAGUCAUCAGCAGCGUACGGAGCACGCUCACCGACCUCAACCUGGCCAUCGACGGCACCAUCAUCAUGUCGGAGGACCUGCGUGACGCUCUCGACUGCAUGUUCGACGCUCGCAUCCCUCGCCUGUGGCUGCGGCUCAGCUGGCCGUCGGCGACGCUGGGCUUCUGGUUCAGCGAGCUGCUGGAGAGGAACCAGCAGCUCAGCAGCUGGAUCGGCAACGGCCGACCCAACCAGUUCUGGCUCACCGGCUUCUUCAACCCACAGGGGUUUCUGACCGCCAUGCGCCAGGAGACGACACGCUCCAACCUGUCCAGGGGCUGGGCCUUGGAUACCGUCACCCUUAGCAACGACGUCACCAAGAUGAUGAGGGAGGAUGUGUCGGCUCCGCCCCCAGAGGAUGUGGGCGGGGUCUACAUCUACGGCCUCUUCCUGGACGGGGCGGGUUGGGACCGACGCAGCACCAGACUCUCUGAGGCCCCGCCCAAGGUCCUCUUCAGUCCCCUCCCCGUGGUCCACGUCUACGCCGUCAGCUCAGCCAACAUGGCCGACAGUAAGCGGCAGCCCGGCGGCGGCGGGGCGGUCAGCCUGUACUUGUGUCCGGUCUAUAAGAAACCGCGUCGGACCGACCUGAACUUCAUCUUCUCUCUGCAGCUGAGGAGCGUUCAGCCGGCGGAGCACUGGACGCUGAGAGGCGCCGCGCUGCUCUGCGACUGCAAGUGAUCCUCCGACUCUCAACCUUAUUAUGACCACGACUGUGGAGGAUCAAAUAGCAACGUUUCAUUUUCACUUCAUGCUCUUCAAUAAGUUUUAGUCCCUCAAAUAGCAAAUAAAUCACUAACAACUGUUAAAUGUUUCAAUAUAAUUCGUAUUUCUGCUAUUUAUUAUUUUGUUUUCUAAAUGGUUUAUAAUCAGAAAAACACUCAGGUGACUUGUGUGAUAUUAGAAGGAAUUUGGCGUUAAUAACUCUACCUAACCUCCACUAAACUUUCCUUUGCUGCUUUACUUUCUCUUUAAUUCCUAAAAUCCAGACAGAUGUUCUCUUGUCUUUGACGGUGAUGAUUUGUUGAUUUGGUGAAUUUUCUAAUAAAUGAAUGAAUCAAA